Molecule: messenger RNA, 2667 nt
Organism: Lucilia sericata (common green bottle fly)
Lineage: Eukaryota; Metazoa; Arthropoda; Insecta; Diptera; Calliphoridae
Product: longitudinals lacking protein, isoforms J/P/Q/S/Z-like
Exons: 1
Source: RefSeq, a predicted model, not a curated record
UUAGUAGAACAACAAUUAACCAAGAAUAACAACAAUACCCUGAUAACGUCCAAUUCCAAUGCUACUAAUAAUAACAACAACAACAACACAACUGGUUUAGUUGUUAAUCCUUCGACAAAUGCUGUUACUGCUACCACUACUAAUACAAAUCUUAACCUAACCACACAAAAUACACCCACAAUACAACGUAUUGGCAGCAUUGGACGCACCACCAUUACUUGCAUUACCCCGGCUGGUGGCGAUGCUACGGCCACUAAUCCUCAAGCUGCUUUGGCUGCCGCUGGUGUUGAAUUGGAUGCAGUGGAUGAUAAUAAUAGCAUGACUGAGGUGGUGGUUAAAAUUGAAAAUUCUGCCACAUCCUCCCAAGACGAAGAUGAAGAAAUGCCCGAUGAGGGCGAUGAUGCGCCCACCACUGAAACCAAUGAAGAGGAAGAGGAAGGUGAUAUGAACUAUGAUGAUAUUAAACUCUCUAGUCCCAUGAUGUGGGCCAUUGAUAGUGUUAAAAUCGAACAGGAAGAAGAAUUUGAAGAUAUUUUAACCGCUGGAUUUGAUAACACCACCACUUCGUUGGACAAUGAUGAUGAGUUCUUACAAACUGUACCUUCUGUUAGUAUGGGCAAUAUGUCCGGCGACAUGGACCUGCAAAAGAAUCGUGUUUUGGUGGCUAAGAAACGUGUCUCGUUGGAAACUCUGAAGUCACUUAAUAAACAUCCGGGUAAAAAUCAAUCUUAUGUAACACAAAUCGAACUGCAAGAUCCUCAAGAGCUGCUGGAGAAACAUCAACAUUUCCAGAAGUUACGUUUGCAGCCCAAUCAACCGGUGCAAAUUAAAUUGCGCUCCAUACCAGCCACCAUAACCAGUAUACAACCCAAAAUGGCGGGCUCAGUAGCUCCGCCACUUGCUCCUCUAUCCACUUUAAAAGCCGGUAUGUCUGACAUGAAACCCGGAUCUUCAAAUUCAAAUGUCGAAUUCAAAUCCACCAUUUCCGAAGAUAGACGCUAUCGCAUGAUUACCCAAAAUCAACGCACCCGUAAAGAAUCUCUAGAACAUUCCGAGGAUAUGAUCUACAAUGCGGACAUUGAAAAACCCUGGGUGUGUCGCAACUGUAAUCGCAAUUACAAAUGGAAGAACAGUCUUAAGUGUCAUUUGAAAAAUGAAUGCGGUCAACCGCCUCGUUAUUUCUGCAGUAAACUGUGUGGUUAUGCCACCAAUGUACACAGUAAUCUCAAACGUCACAUGAAUACCAAAUGUCGUGAACGUACCGAGGAAGAUAAUCAAAUGUUAUUGCAACAGGUACAAGUGCAACAGCCUCAAUUGGUACAUCAAACCAAGUCUUUAACCAACACCACCAAUACCAAUGCAACGAUAACAACCUCAAGUUGUGGCAAUAUCAGUACUCUUUCAGCCGCAGGAACACUUCUACCAGCAGCAACCAAUAAUAAUAAUGGCAUCAAUAGCAUUACAUCGAGCAACAGCAGCAACAACAACAACACCACCACCACUACAUCCACUUAUACUUUGGUCUUUCAGAAGAGCGAAUAGAAAUUGGAAAAUUUGAGGGAGAAAGUUAUACAAUUAUUAUAUGACAAAACUUUAGAGAGCAGUAGUCGUGACAGUUGUUUAGUUCAGGAGGAGUCAUUGGCGGAGGUUAAUGUUAAGAGUAGUAAUGGCGUUACGACACUGAGUAUGUAUGGUCAAACUGAGUAAAUUGUUGUUAAAGUAAAGUUUAAGCAAGAAAUAUGUAGAAGAAGUUUUAAAUAACUUUUUAUCCGCUCUCACUGUGCUCCCUCAAUUAAAGUGAGAAAUUUUCAGUGCAAUUUUUUUUAAAUUGAAGUUUUUUUUUUGUUUUAUGAAAGAAAAUGUGUGAAUUUUAUUUAAAUUUUAAAAUUAUAGGUUUUUUGUUGAAAUUUGUUUUGUUUUUUAUGUUUUUUAUUACAAAAAUUUAUUCAAAAUUCUUAAUGUUUCUUAAUUUUUUAAAAAUAACGGUUAAAAGGUUAACCGUUAAAGCUUGCAUUUGUCUUAUAAGUUAUAAAAGUUUUGUUAUCAUAUGAUUUGUUUCCCGGCAAUUCUAAAUUUUAAACUAUUUUAAUAUGGUUAAUAUAGGUACUACAGAUCCAGGAGGUCUCUGCCUAUACACUAAAAAAGAGUAAUCCGUGUUCGUAUCAAUCCAGAUCAGUUUCGAUUCUACCGCAAGUACGAUAAUAUCCGAAUCAAGUACUAAUCAGUCAAGUACGAAAGACUUUUUGAAAAUUUUAAAUAUUUUUUCUUAGAUUUUCUAAUUGUUAUAAAAAGUAUAACAGUUUUACAUAUUUAGUUGAUCUACAAUUACAUUCUGCAUGUUUGAAAACACAAAUUUCAGAUUACGAAACUGUUAUACAGACAUUUUUAUAAAUUUAAUGAUUUUUAUUAAAGUUCUAAUUCAUGAUAAUUUGAAAUGCUUUCUAAAUGUUAUAAAAAUAUAACACAUAUAGCGUUUUAUAACAGUUUAAAACAUUUAGAUUUACUUAAGUAACUAACUGCUUGUUUGAAGACAAAAAUUUUAUUAUUACAAAACUGUUAUACGGAAAUUUCAUAAUAAAAUUUUGAAUGCUUUCUAUAUGUUAUAAAAAUAUAACACAUAUAACGUUUUAUAACAGUUUUAAACAUUUAGAUUUACUUAAGUAACUA